Acanthosepion pharaonis is the source of this 609-nucleotide messenger RNA. The record is from the annotation of a GenBank genome assembly. NCBI's taxonomy places the organism in Eukaryota, Metazoa, Mollusca, Cephalopoda, Sepiida, Sepiidae.
AUGAAAAUUUCUCGGACAUUCAUUAUAUCUAUCUAUCUAUCUAUCAAUUCAAGUCUGUUCAUAUAUAUUUAUUUCUAUUUAUCUAUCUCAUUCUGUUCGUCUCUCUCUCUCUCUAUCUAUCUAUCUAUCUAUCUUUCUCUAUCUCUCUCUCUCCCUGUGUAUUCUAUUGAUAUCUAUCUAUCUAUCUAUCUAUCUAUCUAUCUAUCUCUAUUCAAUAUCUAUCUAUCUCAGUCUAUUCAUUAUCUAUCUAUCUAUCUAUCUAUCUAUUUCAGUCUGUUCAUAUUAAUCUCUGUCAGUUCAUAUCUAUCUAUUAAUCUAUCAACAUGUCUAUCUCAGUCAAUUCAUCUAUCUAUCUAUCUCAGUCAGUUUAUUACCUAUCUAUUUAUGUCAUUCUGUUUAUAUCUAUCUAUCUAUCAAGUCUCCCCCCCCUCUCUCUCUCUAUCUAUCUAUCUAUAUCUAAGUCUGUUCAUAUCUAUCUCAAUCUGUUUGUAUCUACCUCUCUAUAUAUCUACCUCGCUCUGUUAUCUAUCUAUCUAUCUAUCUAUCUACUGUUAUGGUACCUUCUUUAUUCGCUUUUUUUAUCACCGCGAUUUUCCGUUUCACUUUUAA